Molecule: messenger RNA, 1053 nt
Organism: Rhizopus microsporus ATCC 52813
Lineage: Eukaryota; Fungi; Mucoromycota; Mucoromycetes; Mucorales; Rhizopodaceae
Product: kinase-like protein
Exons: 1
Coding region: 1-1053 (350 amino acids)
Biological process (GO): peptidyl-serine phosphorylation
Cellular component (GO): cAMP-dependent protein kinase complex; nucleus
Molecular function (GO): ATP binding; cAMP-dependent protein kinase activity
Source: RefSeq, a predicted model, not a curated record
AUGAAAACACAUUUUUCUCCUCGCCCGGUUCAUGUCACUCGUGUCAGCACCCACGCCAUCCCUCGCGCUAAAAGUGCGGCAAAUAAACAACAGCAACAGCGACGUCGGCUGCACCGCAAGCUUCAAUUGGAUGACUUCAUACUCAAACGAACUGUUGGCACUGGUUCUUUUGGUCGUGUGCAUUUGGCUCAGAGCAAGGUCAAUGGCAAACACUAUGCGAUCAAGGCCCUUGAUAAAUAUGACGUUGUCCGAUUAAAGCAAGUAGAACACAUCAAUAACGAGCCUACCAUCCUUAGAGAAGUCGCACAUCCCUUUGUGGUCACUCUCUGGGACGCCUUUCAGGAUGAUACACAUCUGUUCAUGGUGAUGGACUAUGUUCCCGGUGGUGAACUAUUUAGCAUCUUACGGAAACAAAAGAAAUUUGAUGAACAAACUGCGAAAUUCUAUGCUGCAGAGGUCGUCCUGGCGCUAGCCUAUCUGCAUGAAAAGGAUAUUGUCUAUCGAGACUUGAAACCCGAAAACAUCCUGGUAGAUGAUCGUGGUCAUGUCAAGCUAACCGAUUUUGGAUUUGCUAAACGUAUUGAAGAUACCACUUGGACUGUCUGCGGCACACCCGACUAUCUGGCCCCUGAGAUCAUCAUUUCCAAAGGCUACACAAAAGCAGUCGACUGGUGGGGCUUGGGCGUUCUCAUAUACGAAAUGGUCACAGGAAAGGCACCUUUUAUCGACAAGAAUCCUGUGAACUUGUAUCAAAAGAUCUUGGAAUGUCGAGUGGAGUGGCCAGAAGACAUGAGCCCUGAACUCAAAGAUUUACUACAAAACUUGCUUACAUCUGAUCUCGAAGUACGGUUCACAAGCAAAGAGAUCAAGAAGCACGCCUGGUUUGAUAGCAUUGAUUUUGAACAAGUCUUGAAACGUAAAGUGAAGCCACCGUAUGUGCCCAAGGUUAAAGACGAUGGUGACACGACAUGUUUCGCAAAAUAUAAAGAACCAACCAAUCUAUAUGGCAUUGUCCGUAAAGAUCCCUUUAGAUCAAAAUUUCCGGCAUUUUAA